UGUCAUAUCAUGUUUAUUCUGGAAAGUGUUGUACAGUAAUUAUAAGUCUAUUUGAACUUGGUGCAUUAUAGACAAAUGUUUAUACCAGUGCAGGGGUAAAAUAGAUGCUACUUAUUUUAUUAUCAAAAGGAUUAACUAAUGACCCAGUGGGAAUAAUCAAAUAGUAAAUUCAACAUUUUUUACCGGUUGAAAGUAUUGCAGCACCUGAUAAACACGUGGAGUCUUGAGUAUGUGCCCAUCUUACAAUGACACAACUUUGGUCAACAGAUAGAAAGUAUGUUUUAUUUGUGGAAUAAUACUAGCUUGAUCCCGAUUUGUUGGAAACGCCAGAUUGUCACUUUAAUUAAAAUGGUUUCUAACACUGUGGCUGGAUAUAAAGGUCCAGGAAAGCCGAAACGAAAUGAAAGUGACACCAGUACAGUUAAAGAUCGGGAUUACAAGGUAUUCAAUGAUCCUAUUCACGGCCAUAUUGAAAUCCAUCCCCUUUGUAUGAAAAUUAUUGAUACACCAGAAUUUCAACGUCUACGUUAUUUAAAACAACUAGGUGCUUGUUAUUAUGUCUACCCAGGUGGGUCUCAUAAUAGAUUUGAGCAUUCCGUAGGUGUUUGUCAUCUUGCUGGUGAGAUGAUCUCACAACUUCAAAAACAGCAACCAGAGCUCGAAAUAACUCCUGUUGAGGUUCUAUGUGUGAAAAUAGCUGGUCUGUGUCAUGAUCUAGGUCAUGGUCCAUUCUCACAUUUAUUCCACGAUAAAUUUAUACCGUUAGUUGCACCCAAAUCUAAUUUUACGCAUGAAGAGGCCUCGAUUCAAAUGUUUGACCAUUUGAUAAAAGUAAACAACCUAGAGGAAGAUUUUAAAGAAUAUAAUUUGAAGCGGGCUGAAAUAGAAUUUAUUAAAGAACAAAUUGCUGGACCGUCCGAUAAAGAUGACAAAGAUAAAGCUUAUAAAUUUCGACCCAACAAGAAAUAUCUGUAUGAAAUUGUAGCUAAUAAACGAAAUUCAGUGGACGUAGAUAAAUUUGAUUAUUUUGCCCGUGACGCUUACAUGCUGGGUUUCAAGAACAAUUUUGAUCACAAUCGUUUCUUGCGAUUCUUUCGUGUCAUCAAAGAUGAAAAUGGUGACCAGCGGAUCUGCAUCCGUGAUAAAGAGGCAGACCACUUGUAUGAAAUGUUUCAUGCCCGUAAAUCUCUACAUAGUCGAGCGUAUAAGCAUGCUGUUACACAGGCUGUAGAGAAUAUGAUUGUUGAUGCUUUGAUAAUAGCUGAUAAAUGUGAAACAUUCACAUUUCUCGGUAAAAAUAACAAACCUCGACAUCUACGUGAAUGUAUAGGCGAUAUGGUGGCGUAUAAGAAACUGGAUGAUACAAUCUUUCAGCGAAUAAUGUGGUCGACAGAACCAGAGUUACAAGGUGCCAGAGAUCUGAUUGAUAGAAUCCAGAAACGUCAGUUGUACAAAUGUGUUGGCUCAACGCAUUUGAAUGAGGAAGGCGGGAUGAAAGUGUUAGAGCAGAAGAAAGUCAUAGAACAAAUCGCUAAAUUAGAUGAUGAAUUAAAACCUGAAUUUCUCACAUUAUCGCGUGUUCAUUAUGACUAUUGUAUGCAAAAUGAAGACCCAGUUAAACAUACCCGAUUUUACUUGAAAGACAGCCCUAAUGAAUGUAUAGAACUCUGUUCAGAACAGGGCCCUCACAUGCUUCCAAAGCAUUUUCAAGUAAACAUGAUGCGUAUCUUCUGCAAGAAAGAUAAUCCAAAAAUCAUUAAGGCUGCCAAAACAGCUUUUGAAAAAUGGUGUGUUGAUAAUGGAUUGAAGUCUGAGACCGUCAGAGGAGGUUUUAUAUUCAGGAAAUCUCAAUAAGAAACACCGAAAAGAAUAAAGAAAACAGAUUUAAGGCAAGGGAAGAUAUGGACUUGCCACAUUUUUGCGUUUUUUUAAUCAUAUCUUGUAUUUCUCUAUAGGUUCUUUUACAGUUUUAGUAUCUAUUUAUUGUAUCACAGUUUUAGUAUAUAUUGAUUGUUUCACAGUUUUAGUAUAUAUUUAUUGUAUCACAGUUGUAAUAUCUAUUUAUUGUAUCACAGUUUUAGUAUAUAUUUAUUGUAUCACAGUUGUAAUAUCUAUUUAUUGUAUCACAGUUUUAGUAUAUAUUUAUUGUAUUACAAAUUAUCACAUAACGUAUGGACAUAAGGCACCUGUCACAGAUUUUGUCAGGCACACAAUUAUUGCCACGUCUAUAUUAUAAUAAACGUUAUGUUAUAAUUUAUAUUGGACAAAGACUGUGAUACGUGUCUUAUGUCCAGGCUUGGUUAUAGUGUAAAUAUUGUGUUUUACGGUUCAAUUCUUUGAAAUACUAAAUUUUGGGCAAAUAAUCAGUCAAAAAUUACAAAUAUGAAAAAAUGAGAGUCUUCCAUUUUUGGGACUGGGGGUCUCCAUUUUGGAAUUUUAGAUGGAGUUAUUGUCCCUAUCUCGUUAACUUUGUAACAUUUUCAUCACUCAACAGGUUAAUUAUAGUUGUGAUAUGUUAUUAUUAUUAUUUAUUGGGUUAGUUUUAAAGGUUAACCUGAUUGAAAUCUCCAGACGGCCACAUUUUUACUUUUAUACGUUGUUAUUGUCCCAGACUCCGAUAACUUGAAAGUCAUCCUUUAAAAUGCUGUUUGAGUGGUGUAUAUUCGUUGUUCAGAAUAGGUGCCUUAAUUUAUUUACAUGUGAAAUAUAUUAUUAUUUAAAUUAUUA
Patella vulgata (common limpet) is the source of this 2727-nucleotide messenger RNA. Its product is annotated as deoxynucleoside triphosphate triphosphohydrolase SAMHD1-like. Gene Ontology annotation, cellular component: nucleus. Gene Ontology annotation, molecular function: dGTPase activity. NCBI's taxonomy places the organism in Eukaryota, Metazoa, Mollusca, Gastropoda, Patellidae. The coding region runs from base 277 to 1854 and encodes 525 amino acids. The record is from RefSeq and is a predicted model, not a curated record. The transcript is spliced from 16 exons. Gene Ontology annotation, biological process: dGTP catabolic process.